UUCUCCUCCUCCUCACUGGUACCCAGAGCGACAAACCUGCAUCAGUGUUUGAUUGCAGCCCGAGUCGUGCAGCUGUUCCGCUGCUCCCGAACCGCUGGGCAGAACCGAGCCAGCUCCGCCCGAACAGCAGGACAGGGGGGAACCGGGCUGACGAGCCGGGAUGAAGCCCGAGCCCAAGACGCGUUUCCUCUUGUGAGGAGUGGAACAGGAGCCUGGAAAGCACCGGAGGGAAGCGGAGGAGGUGGAGGGGGAGAUCUCGGGGACACAGCCAUGGCGACUGGAGGAGGAGGAGGAGGCGGCGGAGGCGGAGGAGCGGCGCGCAGGAGGAGAGCGGGGCUCCCCGGGUUCUGCUGGAAAACCUGCUACUUUCCCAUCCUGUUCUGGGUGGUUUCCGUGUGCGGGGAGGAGAAAACCUUCAUAGUGGAGACGUGGCUGAAGAACUACGGCUACCUGCUGCCUCACGAUGUGCGGACGUCUGACCUGCGGCAGGAGAAAGCCAUGCAGUCGGCCGUGGCAGCCAUGCAGCGCUUCUACGGCAUCCCUGUGACCGGAAUCCUGGACGAGACGACGAUAGAGUGGAUGAGAAGGCCUCGCUGUGGCGUCCCUGAUCAUCCUCACACCAGCCGCCGGCAGAGGAACAAACGCUACGCCCUGACGGGACAGAAGUGGAGAGAGAAGAGGAUCACCUACCGGAUAUCAAACUACACCCCCAAAGUGGGAGAGAAGGACACCCACAGAGCGAUCCGCCAAGCCUUCAACGUCUGGCAGGCCGUCACUCCGCUCUCCUUCCAGGAGGUCCCAAAUUCAGACGUGGAGAGCGACGGGAAAGACGCCGACAUCAUCAUCUUCUUCGCCUCCGGCUUCCACGGGGACAGCUCUCCGUUUGACGGGGAGGGGGGCUUCCUGGCCCACGCCUACUUCCCGGGCGCCGGCAUCGGAGGAGACACCCACUUCGACUCCGACGAGCCGUGGACGCUUGGAAACGCCAACCAUGACGGUAAUGAUUUGUUCCUGGUGGCGGUCCAUGAGUUGGGUCACGCCUUGGGUUUGGAGCACUCCAACGAUCCCAGUGCCAUCAUGGCUCCUUUCUACCAGUACAUGGACACGCACAACUUCAAGCUGCCUCUGGACGACCUGCAGGGCAUUCAGAAAAUUUACGGGAUCCCCACCCCCAUGCUGGAACCCACCCGGCCGUUACCCACGCUUCCUUCUCGACGGACUCACUCCACCUCAGAGUGCAAUCACGACCGGCACCCCCGCCCGGGUCGCCCCCCCGCAGACAGACCCGCUCUGCCCGGGAACGGCAAGCCCAACAUCUGCGACGGGAACUUCAACACCGUGGCCUUCUUCAGAAAGGAGCUGUUUGUCUUCAAGGAUCGAUGGUUGUGGCGUCUGAGGAACAACAAGGUCCUGGAGGGUUACCCAAUAGAGAUCGACCAGUUCUGGAAGGGCCUGCCUCCUCGCAUUGAUGCUGCUUACGAAAGGUCCGACGGAAAGUUUGUCUUUUUCAAAGGUGAUAAGUUCUGGGUGUUUAAGGAGGUCAGGGCCGAGCCCGGUUACCCUCAGAACCUCAUGGAGCUGGGCAGCUUCCUUCCCAAAGACGGCAUCGACGCAGCGGUCCGCUGGGAUGUUGUUGGGAAAACCUACUUCUUCAAAGGAAACCAGUACUGGCGCUACAACGAGGAAAAGCGAACCGUGGACCCAGGGUACCCCAAACCCAUCAGUGUGUGGGAUGGGGUCCCUGACUCUCCACAGGGAGCCUUCACCAGCAGAGAGGGAUACCACACCUACUUCUACAAGGGGAAGGAGUAUUGGAGGUUCGACAACCAGAAGCUGACGGUGGAGCCUGGAUAUCCAAAGUCUAUUUUACAAGACUGGAUGGGCUGCUACCAGUCUGACAUGGAGCGCUCUGGCAGCAACCGUGGAGACCGCCAGCUGCCCCUGGACGACGUGGACGUCAUUGUGACCAUCAACGACGUCCCCUCCACAGUCAACGCCAUCGCUGUGGUGAUCCCCUGCAUCCUGUCGCUGUGCAUCCUGGUGCUGAUCUACACCAUCUUCCAGUUUAAGAGCAAAGGAGCACAGCAGAACACGAUGAUGCAGCACUAUUACAAAUACCCGGUGCAGGAGUGGGUAUGACGAUGGACCAGAGCCCUAAAGCCGACAGGGUCGAGCUGUUGUCAUUUUUAGGCUGGGUCACAGUCUCCAACAAACACUGGCAGAGGAGCAGCUGAAAGACGCUGCUGGAGGGGGAAGGUGACAAUUAAAAAAACUCAGAAAGAGUAGAUCCAGAGUUAGUCAAAGUGCUUAUGAGAAACGUCCAGAUUUAAGGAUGUAAAAUCCACAUCGGCUGAAAGUGAAGUAAAGUCCAGGGUGAUGUGGAAAUUAAACAAGUUUGUCUACAUCUCUUGUUGGACAUUUGAAGUUCUUGUUGGACCUACAACAGUUUCUUCUCAGAGAGAAUAAGAGGAUUUGAAGCAGAAUAUGUCUGCUUGGUCGGACACUACCUUCAACUUUGUUCUUAAGACAACUUUAUAUGUGAGCUGCUUCAGUUGUGAAGUUUGUUCAAAGUUACCUGAGGAAUAAAAAAAGAAAAUAUCAUUUAAAAUGAAACUUGAAAAUGAAAUAUAGGUAGAAAGGCCAUAACAAAAAGAAAACCAAGGAUGUCUCUGUGGAUCACAGAGCUCUGAUUUCAGUUAUACUAAGACAGAAACCUGUCAGAAGAGCUUUUCUCUCUUUUUUACAUAACUUAAACUCACCACAGUUCAUGUUGUUGACAUAAAACAUGUAUUGAAUUAGUCCCAGAUUAACAGAACAACUGAUCUACGCUGAUCACACAGAUGGAUUUUUAGAGAAGUAGAACAAUUAGUCGUCUGCAUAUAAAGACAGAUCUAAGGCCUUAGGUUUAUAAUUAUCAUUCUGAUAAAUCUCAUAAUGGGGACCCAGUGAGAGAUAAAAAUCAGUCCUUAAAGGAACAGUAUUUGCUCUUUAGAAUAUUAUUAAUCGUAAAUGAGUAUUCCAAAAUAUAUAUUGACUGGAGUGGUGAAACAGGUGAGCACUGGUGUGAAUAUAUUGAUUGUAGAAACUGUAUCUGGUCAUGGUGUGGCACAAACCAGGAUAAAUCGGGAUUUUAGCUUUUUGACCCUGACAUGAGUUUAUUUUCUAGUAAAGCUUUGAGGUUACUUCACCCCAAACUUCAUACCACAGUAUUACAAUCUAAUCAGACAGACUCAUUUCAUGCCUGUGUUCCUACCAUUAGGUGUGCGCUUCAUAGCAAUGAAGUAAGAAUUGGAAAUAAACAUUUACAAAAGCAAUCACAAAUCUGACAUAGUAAAACAUUUUAAUGUUUUAAUGAACUGAUUAAAAUGCUUUAAAGAUUUGGCUUUACAACCAUCCCUGUGUAGACCGGAUGGCUAAAUAAUAUAAACCAGUUUCCAAGUCAUGCCAAUGCUUAACUGACAUCAGCAUGCUGGAUGCUUGAAUGUGAAAGUUGUUGUAUAAAUAAACUUGCUUUGUCUUAUGUCCUGAAAAAUUAAGGUAAUAAUUUCUGACUACUUGGGACACUCAGAGGUCUCUCUCUAAAACGUUUUUCCCAGUGGUCAGUUGAUCCCUAAAUAUAACAAAUAAAGGUAAAAGAAACAUUGAAAUCAGAGGAAAGUUGCCUACCCUGUCCUGACAGAGCAGAACACUGAAUCCAUCAAACUGAUCCCAGCAUACUUUCACUUUUCAGACGGGAAUUCAUCAAAAGCCGCAGCAGCUGGACCACUGUUACCUUUAACCGGGAAACAUCCUGACAGACGGUUUAAUGUAAAUCAAAGGCUAUUAAAGUGUGUAAGGACAUCUGCAGGAGUGCAUAUCAAAAGCAAACCUGCUUAUAAAAAGUGACGCGUGGCGGAAAAACAAAGAAAUAAAAACUGCAGAUGUAUGAAGUGGAGAGUAGAUGUAGCAGUGGCACAGCACAAAAAGACAGUAUUUAUUUAUCUAUUUAUUUAUUUAUUUAUUCUUCCGAUGUUUUUUUACAACAUCAAGUAAUAUUCUUGCUGUAGAAGUUAAACAUUUGUUUACUGCUUCUGGAGAUUUUAACACAUUUCUGCAUGAUAGUCACCUUACAAAGCGGUUUAUUCCUAAAGAGGGAGGAGCGUUCGCCACAUCUUAGUCUUUCAUCCUCCUGACGCAGAGUUUACUGUUCAGACGUCAUGGAGCUCUUUACCGGGUUUAUUAUGUGGGAUAUUUAGACGGGUUACUCUCAUUGAAAGCUUUUUAAGUGCCAUUAGAGACGUUUUGGUUAUAAUAGUCCAAAAUGGACAUGAGUCAGGAAGGCACAGAAACACAUUUAUUCACAUGCUGUUCAUUUAUUUAUCCUCCUCUUUUCACUAAAGGUGCAGCUCAUGUUGAUAAAAACCAAGAUCUGGACAAAACUUUAAAGAAAAGUUUCACAUUUGGACAAAAGGAACCAUUCUAUAAUACCUAUAUAAUAUAUUGUACCAGAGCUGUGACUCCACUAACAGGAAGCCGACCGCUCACUGCCGAUAUAACAUCUACUGCCAAGAUUAUAUGGUUAUAUACACAGAACCAAUUAUAUAAAAAUAACUAUUGUAGCUAUAAUGUAGUUUGAAGCUCAGCACUAAACUUACCUAAAAACAAAUCAUCCUUUUAUCAGGAAUAUAUUUAUUUUGAAGUUUAACUAAACAAUAAGAUAGUUUUUACAUCAAUCCUCAUAAGUUUAGCACUUAUUUUUCUGAUAAAUGAGGUUAUUAAUACAAAUCCAGUUGAUAACAUUUGUGCCGUUGUCCUGUACGUCCAGUGAUGGUGGCUGUGAUGUGUGAACCUGACCAGAUGAUCAGAAAACAUCCACCAGAAGAGGGUUUAAGGCAGGAUUUCGAACAUCUCAGCAGUUUUUAUGCUGCUCAGAUGCUUGAUGGAGCUCGUUGUGCUGUAAGGACAGGAAGUGGAGCAGCAGCGGCCUGAUGGUGUCUGUGUUAGUAUGCUUGGUGCAGCCCGGUGAUACAGACUCAGUUCACAGAGCGCUCCACUCGUCCUCCACGUCCCUGCUGUCGUUCCUCUCCGUCCAUCUGGCCUCGCGGCUCUCCGUCCAGAUAAUCGUUUCCCCCCCUGACCUCCAUCUGUCCUGCUACCCAGCUCAGCUCACCUUUUGUUACGUCUUUGUUGCCUCCUCCGUCUGCAUCCUUCAGCCAACCUCCUACAUUAUAGUUCACCACUUUGCUUUUACAGUUUAGCAUCAAACUUUUCUUCAAAGUGUCAAAAGUGCCAAACCUCUCCUGCCGUGGCUCAGAUUUUAAUACAAACUUGAGAUAUUUUCUCUGUGUUAUACAUUUUAAAUGCAUUUUUAGUCAUUUAUUUCAGUGCCAAUUUUUUUACUUUUCAAUUUAAACAUUUUCCCCAUUGUUUUCAGCUGAGCUCCAGUUACCGGGUGUUUCUGAUGGGUUCUGCCCUGAAAGCAGCCGUUCUCAGGAUGCUCCGGUGUCUUUAACUGGUCUUACAGAGGCAGUAAAAGCCCAGAAAGGCAGAUUUAAGGUAUUAUGCAACACCACAGCAACACUGCAGCCUGAACUAUAAAACAUGCUUUAUUUAAGGCGUUCAUGUAAACGGUGUUAACCCUCUGAGGUGACGCAGGCGGCGGCUAAUUGGUCUCCCAGAGAGAUUUUAAGAGUCCUCGGUUCGCUGCUUCUCGCUUUUGGCCUGAAAUCACUAACAGCCUCCAGACCGAGUCACAGUCCGGCACAAAGGCCCGUUUGUUCGGUUCAUAAAGAGUUACCCAGGAAAACAAUCUGGUUGAUCUCCCUUCAUGACAGACUGUUAAUGAUCCAUUCAUGAGGACAGACAGAGGUUCUCUUCACUCCUCCUCAUCCUCCCAGCUCUGCUCUGAUGUCAUGUUCUCCAGCUGCAGCUCAGCCUCCUUUGCUUCAGAUCUGGGAUGUUCAGAGUCCUGCAGAACCGUUUGGACCCAGAAAGAGAAAGAAAAACAUGUUCAUGCAGUGAAACUUAGAGUUUGCUGCGUUUUUUUAAAUCCUGAUCAGUUAAAGUUUUACAGAAUAAAGUAGCAGCAACUUCCCAAAAACAAAGAUCCAUAAAUAAUAUAAAUCCAAUGUUGAUUAUCAUGAAUAAUUUAUCUCUUGGUUGAAUUUCAGAACCUGACAGAAUGUUUCUGAAGCCAAAAUGUUUGAUAGAAAUCAAAAUAUAUAUUAUAUUUAAGGAAAUUAGACAAAUUGUUGUUAUAAGAAAUUAUUAAAAUAAAACUGCAAAAUAACUUUAUGAUCGCAAAAUAAUUAUAAAUUCAGGUUCUUUUGGAAAUUGUUUUACUGUAGAUUUCUGAAUGUUUACUCCUUGUAGCGACUAAAAGUUGCUGCUAAAGAUUUUAUAUUUUUUUCUAAAACAUAAGCUUUUUAUCUUUAUGCUUCUGUAUUCAGUGUUUUGACUAUUGUAGGUUUUUAAUAAUAUGUGAUUCUCAUUUUGUCCACAGUGGUGUUAAAAAUACCAGAAGCACAUUUAUUUUUACUUUUGUAUUAAUUUCUUCACCAUUAUUACAACGACAGAAUCAGUAUAAUAAAUGGGAUGAAUUGCGUUAUUUAGAGGUUAUGAACAUAUUUUCUGCUUUUGGAUCGCCAGAUAAAACUCUGAUAGCAUUUCUUUGAGGGAACCCGGAUGUGAAUUAACAUAACAUCUUCCACAGAGCUAGACUCAUCAGCUCUAAGCCUACUUACCUUUACAGCCCAUGUUUAGAGAUUUUUUAAAUACUUUUGGCUGCAAAUGUGUCUAAACCACCAGACAAUUUGCCAAAAUUCACUAAAUUUUGUCUUAAAAAUGAAAACUUGGCAGAUAUUACAUCAAACUUUAGACCGCUGAUUGUCUUGUGGUCAUUUAGAAAAAUAAAUGAUUAAAAGACUCACCAUUUGUGGAUUAUGCGCCUAUCUUCUGAACUUUAUGUUUUAUCAAGCUGCAGAAAUACAGAGAGAAUUUUUUUGUCCCGUUAAAACCACCAACCUUAAUGGAUUUUAUGGGACAGAUCAUCACAAAGUGCUACAGAACUGGAAAGUAAAAGAAAGAUUAAUUCACGGUUUAAAAAAAAAAAUUCAAUAGAUAAAAAUCUGAAAAGUGCGGCCUACAACUGUAUUUAGCGAUCACCUUUUUGCUGCAGUUCCAGUUUUAACAGGGAGGAAAAGUUGUGCUUAAAGUUGUAGCUACAACAAAAAA
This is a messenger RNA of Fundulus heteroclitus (mummichog), 7212 nucleotides long. RefSeq names its product matrix metallopeptidase 24 (gene mmp24). Gene Ontology annotation, biological process: proteolysis; collagen catabolic process; extracellular matrix organization. The record is from RefSeq and is a predicted model, not a curated record. NCBI's taxonomy places the organism in Eukaryota, Metazoa, Chordata, Actinopteri, Cyprinodontiformes, Fundulidae. Gene Ontology annotation, cellular component: extracellular matrix. The transcript is spliced from 10 exons. Gene Ontology annotation, molecular function: metalloendopeptidase activity; zinc ion binding. The coding region runs from base 271 to 2139 and encodes 622 amino acids.